This is a messenger RNA of Nothobranchius furzeri (turquoise killifish), 3571 nucleotides long. RefSeq names its product annexin A13 (gene anxa13). The record is from RefSeq and is a predicted model, not a curated record. Gene Ontology annotation, cellular component: cytoplasm. Gene Ontology annotation, molecular function: calcium ion binding; calcium-dependent phospholipid binding. NCBI's taxonomy places the organism in Eukaryota, Metazoa, Chordata, Actinopteri, Cyprinodontiformes, Nothobranchiidae.
GAUGCUAUAUCUGUGAUGAGUUAGCCUAGUGAACUAGACCAAAUUCUUGCUUUGCACAGAAUAAAUAAUACAUUUAUUUAGUCUGGCUUGCCAGACUAGUGAUGAGUGCUAUAUAAACAAAAAAAUUCUUACAUCAUUACUGAAGAUGCAGCUCCAACAAGACAAUUUCUGCAAGAACGAUGCGUAAACAUCUUAUUUUACAACACUAUAUAAACUAUAUAAUAGCACAAUGUUGCCUUCAUCAUUCUGGCUAACCGCUCAUUAGUCCUUUAGGUGUGUAAUUUUCGUGUAACUACGUGAUUAUAUCUUACAACGGCUUGCCUUCGCACCGAAUUACUGCAGUCCGCUGUGAACGUAACGGACCGCGGUGACGUCACGAUCCGCUGCUUUUUGCUCCGUGGGCCUCGCUGUGAUCGAGAGCGGACACAUUUUACUCCACAAAGAAAAGAAAAUCCCCCGAAAGCUUCCUCCCAGCAUCACCUCGCUGCCGUGGGACACAGACGAAGCCAGCAUGGGCAACUGUCAGCCAACAGUUUUUCCUUAUGAGGACUUUGACGUGGUUGCAGACAUCAAGGCCAUCCGUAAAGCCUGCAAAGGGUUCGGAACUGAUGAGAAGGCCAUUAUUGACAUCCUGGCCAACCGCAGCACCGCCCAGCGUCAGGAAAUCAAACAGGCUUAUUUUGAGAAGUACGACGACGAGCUGGUGGAUAAGUUGAAGAGUGAACUUUCAGGGAAUUUCGAGAAGGCCAUUCUCGCCUUGCUCGACCCACCGGUCAUCUACGCUGUGAAGGAGCUCAGGAAGGCCAUGAAAGGACCGGGUACAGAUGAGGACGUCCUGGUGGAAAUCCUCUGCACCGCCACCAAUGCUGACAUUGCCAUGUUCAAGGAGUGCUACUUUCAGGUGCACGAACGUGAUCUGGAGGCAGAUGUAGAGGGAGACACGAGUGGGGAGGUUAGAAACCUUCUCACAGCUCUUCUGCAGGGAACCAGAGAUGAAAGUUACGAGGUGGACGAGGAUCUGGCUGAAUCAGACGCCACCGCCCUGUUUGAGGCUGGUGAGGGUCGCUUUGGGACUGAUGAGUCUACUUUCAGUUACAUCUUGGCCUCCAGAAAUCACCUGCAGCUCCAGGCCAUGUUCAAGAUAUACGAGCAGCUCUCUGGAACUGAAAUCCUGGACGCUAUUGAGAGCGAGACCUCCGGAACACUAAAAAAGUGCUACGUUGCUCUUGUGAGAAUUGCUAAAAACCCCCAGCUUUACUUCGCCCGUCGUCUCCAUGAUGCGAUGGCAGGAGCAGGAACUGACGAGGACACGCUCAUCCGGAUCAUCACGUGUCGCUGUGAGUUUGAUUUGGAGACCAUCAAAGACUUGUACCUGGAGAAGUACGACGUGUCUCUGAAGGACGCCAUCAGAGAUGAGUGCAGCGGGGACUUCAAGCGCCUCCUGCUGGCUCUCUGCCACUAGAAGCUGCAGCAGUUCUGCGUCUAACAAACUAACUCAGUCCUUGUAAGGCAUUACGUAGGAGCAGGAGGGUGCUGAAGUGCAGGAGCUAUUAACUUCUCAUAAAGGGCCCAUCGGUGUGUCAUACUGUCUACAACAGUCAUAUUUUAGCAACAGUUCUCACAGAUAAAACAGCUUUCUACAUGUAAACAAUGCCUUAGCCCCCACUGUAAAAGGCCUUUACUGUUGGAAUGAAUUUAUUCAGCCUUUUCCUCCUCUGUGCCCUUAAAAGUGAAGAAACAACGCUCAUCUGGGUCGUGGUGCUGGAUAAAAGAUUGCAUAAAGAGGAACUAAAUCCGCACACUUCAAUCCGCAAUAAUAUAAUAUUUCUUUUUCUCAAGCUUUCGAUCAAAAGACCUUCAUCAGGAAUUGUGCAUGCUCGUGCAGAGAGUUCCUAGUCAAGGAGAACAGCUGCUGUAAAACACCUGUGCUAAUUCCACACAGCAAAGCAUUAUGGGGGAUGGAGUCCCAUUUACAAAACAUAGUGCGCUGGCACAAGAAGCUCACAGAAUGGCCGUGUUUGAGAGGAGCCAGUUCUGCGCAGAUUAGACCAGCGGUGAUCGGCACGCGGUGCAUACCGGUUAGAUUCGUGUCCGACUUGAUGCCGACUUGCUCUGACGUCAUGCAUACGUAGGCAACGAUAACCUCGUGAGAUCAUGGCGGCUGCAGAUUUUGGAGCAAGUCGCUGCAGUUGCUCUCCACCGGCUGCAAAACCUAGAGCAUGACGGGAAACGCCUGGCUCUCACCUAUCUAAUGGGCCAUUCCCAUCUGUACCGGGUCGGCCCGGGCCGGGUAGCGUAGGUUGUUUACAUAUCUGGGUGGGCUGGUAUUUUUCCGGGCCAACCAAGGCUCAUUCUCAGCCCUCUUCUCGAGGGGGUCUGCUUCAGGCCGACCAGGGCCAACACACCCACUGCUGACAGCAAAUUCACACCUUCCAUUAGAGCAAGCCUCUGAUUGGUGGGUAGAAUCAGCCCACAUGGGCUUAAGGCAAGGUUGUGUGGAAUCAACCGGGCCAGGCUGGGGCCGACUGGGGCUACCCGGCCCGGGCCGACCCGGUACAGAUGGGAAUGGCCCAUAAGAUCUGAUUGGGUCACAUUCUGAUCCAAACAUCCGGUGGUAGAACAUGAAAUGUUAGUUGGUCACAUGUAUUCUGUAAAUCAUGUAACGUUGAUGAUGACAACUAUAUAGGCCAUAAAGAGGAAUGUGAUUUGUGUUCUUUUGUCACGUUUCCUAUGAACACACUAAACCUACAGCUGAUAACCUUUACUUAUUAUUACAGUCAUGUCUUCAUAUACAAUAUAUGAUAUCCACAAGCACGUGAGGAUGUGUUUCGGCUGCUAACAGGCACCAGAAUUAAAAUAAAACAUUAAACAAGUAUGAACUCUAACGCGAUAUCUUCAUCCGUCGUCACCCGCGAGCUACGCAUGUAGGGAAAUCUGUUCGACUCAAACGCCGGCUUUCAGCCACUCCCCCUGCUGCGUCCGUCUGCUCUCGUCUGUUUUCCAGGCGAGGCGCCGCUCUACUCGAACAGGCCAAUCUUAUAAAAACACUUCAAAAUCAUCUACCGAAGGAAGAGAUGAACACAUUGCAGGCAUCAAGCUAAAAACGCCGUCAUGGAGCAAGGCAAUAAUAUAUAUAACAAAUAACCCAACCAUAUAUCUUUAGAGAAAUAAAGACAUUUCAAGAUCCUAAUUAAGACCAAAUGGUUAAAGUGUAUUUAAGGUGUAGAUCCAGAAUAGUUCGUUUUGACAAAGUUUUUUUUUAUCUGUGUUGCCUCCUCUACUAAUCUGGAUCGACACUUUAACCAUUUGGUCUUAAUGAGGAUUUUGAAAUGUCUGUAUUUCUCUAAAUAUAUAUGGUUGGGUUAUUUGUAGGGAUGUGAAUCUCAGAGCAACUCACGAUUUGAUUCGAUUCCGAUUCUUGGGGUGCCGAUUCGAUUCAGAAUCGAUUCUCGAUUCUCAAUUUAAAUCGAUUCACAAUCAGUAUUAACAAAGAGCAUCAGCUCCAGGAUGAACUACUUUGUUGUACAAGUUAGUUAAAGCUAUGGGACAUUUUUAUUUGAUGUUAAACUGG